Molecule: messenger RNA, 1164 nt
Organism: Morchella importuna
Lineage: Eukaryota; Fungi; Ascomycota; Pezizomycetes; Pezizales; Morchellaceae
Exons: 5
Coding region: 1-1164 (387 amino acids)
Biological process (GO): methylation
Molecular function (GO): methyltransferase activity
Source: RefSeq, a predicted model, not a curated record
AUGGGAGGCCUUAAAACUUCUGAAUUCAAGUUAAUUGUUAAUUAUCCUAAAUGGUCAGCUGUAAAGGCAUACCUCGAGAAAAAUGUAGAUGUAUACAGAGAGCUGCAAGUUUUCCGUGGAGAAGGCUGGAAAUCAGAAGAGGCAGACAUAUUUUUCAAGAAUCGACAGUUUGCCGCCGACACCGCAAACUUGCAGAAACAGAGGGGAUUCUAUAACAUGAUGAUCAAGAUCGCUGCCCAAAUCAACGAUGCCACCCACGCCUUCAGCCAGGAAAAUUGCCAAUCAGUGCUCGACCUCUGUAUUGCCCCGGGCGGCUUUGCCGAUUACGCACUCCGCCAGAAUUUCCGGUGUGUAGUUGACGGAACUAGCCUGCCUACCUCCCAGGGCGGGCAUCAAAUGCUGCUCCGAACCCAGGGAAGAAGCAAUGUGGCCAUCACAUAUACGGACAUUACCAUGCACACCGUAUUCCUCCCAGCCGGUGCGAGCAUCCCCGCAGAUUCCCCUGAUAGGGACGAAUUUAGUAAGAAUAGCCUGAGGCCGUUGCCAAAGCUAUGGAGCUAUGGGCUUGUUAUUUGUGAUGGAAACAGGCUGAGAGGCCAUGAGCAUGGGAUGCUCAGAAAGUGGGAGCCGCUGAGAUUAACUUUAUCCCAACUGAUCCUGGGACUAACCCACGUGCGUCCCGGGGGGUCAAUGAUUGUGCUGCUUCAUGGGGCAGAUCACUGGGAUACAGUAGCGAUGUUGUACCAGUUUAACAAGUUCUCCGAUAUCAACUUGUUCAAGCCCAAGGCUGCGCACAGAAACCGUUCAAGUUUCUACUUGGUCGCAAAUAACAUCAAGCCGGAACUAGCGGCGCCGUGGGUCGAUCAUUUGAAGGAUUGCUGGUACCGGGCCACCUUUGGUGGUGAGGCUGGACUAGGCGAGCAUAUUGACAUCGAUGCAGACCUAGAUGUGGAUAUUGUUUUGAAAGAGUUUGGUGAGAAGCUGAUUGAUAUGGGGACGGAGCUGUGGAGGAUUCAGAAAGAGGCCUUAGAGACUUGGGACUGGAGCGGCAACCUUACGUGGUCGAAUUCGGGGGGUGCGAAGGAAGGUGGAUUUGUGAAUAAGAAUCGGUUAGGCGGAGGAAUGGCGGAUCUGGCUGUAAGGAGAAAUGCGGCAGCGGUUUGA